Cavia porcellus (domestic guinea pig) is the source of this 4191-nucleotide messenger RNA. Its product is annotated as solute carrier family 45 member 4. NCBI's taxonomy places the organism in Eukaryota, Metazoa, Chordata, Mammalia, Rodentia, Caviidae. Gene Ontology annotation, biological process: transmembrane transport. The coding region runs from base 652 to 3000 and encodes 782 amino acids. Gene Ontology annotation, cellular component: membrane. Gene Ontology annotation, molecular function: sucrose:proton symporter activity. The transcript has 8 exons. The record is from RefSeq and is a predicted model, not a curated record.
GCAUAUUCAUGAGUCGCAGUUCAGGCGCGGGUCGCGCGGAAAGAAGGGGAGCGGCUGUCUCGGAUCAGAUAAAGCCGCGUUGCCCCCACACACCGGCCGCAGACGCGCAGAGCUCUCUCCGUGCGCGUAGCUGGCUGAAGGACCGCCCGGCCGGCCGCCGAGAGCGCAGCAGUCGCCACCCGGGUGCGCCCGGGGCCCGCGCUCCCGCACUGCCCAUCAGUCCUUCCGCCCCGCUGCCCCUGCCGGAGGAGACAGAUCUUCCAGUCACUCGAUGGGGAUUCACAGGAAACCACCUGUGUUUGUCACCUUUCCACCCCUCUGUCCCAAGCGAAGUGACUACAGUACCUCUUCAUUAAUGAUGAUGAAACUGGUAUUGACUGAAUGGCGGUUAUGGUGAACCAGCCAGCCAUAUGUUUAUGGUCCAGCCAGAUACCCUUUGUUUGCCACGUGCCUCUUGCAACUGGGAGGAGCCGAGACAUUCAUCUAUACAAAGAAGAUACUGGUGUUGCCUGCCUGAGGAAUCUACCUGGAGCAGAACGAGAUAUCAUAAUUUAUCAUUAAAGAGAUCUGGUAGUAUUAUUUAUAUAGCUAGAAAAAAUAUAUGCAUUUUUGUUGCUGUUGUUUUUGUUUUUUGUUUUGGUGGUGUUAAAAAUGGCUCCACACAAUGCUGACUCGGAAUCUAUGCAAGUGCAAGAAUUACCUGUGCCCCUGCCGGACCCACAGAAAUCGGGAGACCUGGAGACUGAGAGCCGUGAUGAGACCGUCACUGAGGGGUCUGUAGACCGGAUCCCCAAGCGCCUCUGGGUGAUGCACGGGGCGGUGAUGUUUGGCAGGGAGUUCUGUUAUGCCAUGGAAACAGCAUUGGUCACACCCGUGCUGUUGCAGAUUGGCCUCCCAAAGCAGUACUACAGUCUCACAUGGUUCCUGAGCCCUGUCCUUGGCCUCAUCUUCACACCAGUCAUCGGGUCAGCAAGUGACCGCUGCACCCUAAGCUGGGGCCGCCGGCGGCCCUUCAUCCUCGCGCUCUGUGUAGGCGUCUUGCUUGGUGUCACACUGUUCCUCAACGGCUCUGCCAUAGGUUUGUCCCUUGGCGAUGUCCCCAACCAGCAGCCCAUUGGCAUCAUCCUUUCAGUGCUGGGAGUGGUGGUCCUGGACUUCAGCGCCGAUGCUACCGAGGGGCCGAUCCAUGCCUACCUGCUGGACGUAGUGAACAGUGAAGAGCAAGACAUGGCCCUCAACAUCCAUGCCUUCUCUGCUGGCCUCGGCGGUGCCACUGGCUACGUGUUGGGCGGGCUGGACUGGACACAGACCUUCCUGGGCAGCUGGUUCCAGACACAGAAUCAGGUGCUCUUCUUUUUUGCUGCCAUCAUCUUCACGGUGUCAGUGAUCCUGCAUAUCUUCAGCAUCCCAGAGGAGCCGCUCAGCCCACAGCAGGAUCGCAACUCAGAGGAAGCUGCUGGCCUGUCCAGCGCUAGGCCUGGCAGCACCUUGGCCAACACCUGCCUAAAUGCCCUUAGUCAGGGCAUGCAGGACAGCAGCCCUCCUUUCCCUGAUGAGGUACAGUCAGGACACAAGCUGGCUCUGGACUACCUGGAUGUGGAUAUCAUGCGCAGCAAGAGCGACUCUGUGCUGCAUAUGCCAGAUGCCGCACUAGAGAGGGAACCUGAGCUGCCCUUUCUAUACAACAUCAAGUCGUCCAUCUUCAAGGAUGCCUUGUAUCCCAGCACCCACCACAGCACCAGCCAGGAGCUCCUGCAGGCCAGGCUGCCCCACCUGUCCACCUUCCUCAGGGAAACUACCAAGGAGGAUGAUGCCUUGCUUGAUAAUUACUUGAAUGAAGCUAGAGUCCCAAAUGGAAGUGGCUCCCCACCGAGAAACACACUCAGCUGUGGCACCAGGGUAGACCUGAAGCCCUCAGUCACAUCCAGCUCCUCGAGGCGUUGUAGGUGUGCACUCCACCAGAAAGGCUUCAGCACCUUCUCUUACCAUGGCAAGAUGGGAUCCCACUGCUACCGUCGGGCCAGUGCAGUGGUCCUGAUCAAACCAUCCCGCAGCAUGAGUGACCUGUAUGACCUGCAGCAGCGGCAGUGGCAGCGCUGCCAACACUGGAACCAGAGUGAGGCUACCACCUCUAGUGGAGUCACAGAGAAUGAGGAUGGAGAAGGCGAGGGCAAGAUCACCGUGCGCCUGCUAUGGUUGUCCAUGCUGAAGAUGCCGAGGGAGCUGAUGCGCCUUUGCCUCUGCCACCUGCUCACCUGCUUCUCUGUCAACACUGAGGCCGUCUUCUACACUGACUUCAUGGGCCAGGUCAUCUACAGUGGGGACCCCACGGCACCAUCCAACUCCACUGAAGGGCAGGCCUACAGUGCUGGUGUGAAGAUGGGCUGCUGGGGCUUGGUCAUUUGUGCUGCCACUGGUGCUAUUUGCUCAGCCCUGCUACAGAAGUACCUAAACAACUAUGACCUGAGCAUCAGGGUGAUCUACGUGCUGGGAAUGCUGGGCUUUUCUGUGGGCACAGCUGUGAUGGCCAUGUUCCCCAAUGUCUACGUAGCCAUGGUCACCAUGAGCACCAUGGGCAUCAUAACUAUGAGCAUCUCCUACUGCCCCUAUGCCCUGCUAGGGCACUACCAUGACAUCAAAGAGUACGUUCACCACAGCCCCAGGAAUUCGAAGCGUGGGUUUGGCAUCGACUGUGCCAUCCUCUCCUGCCAAGUCUACAUCGCCCAGAUCCUGGUGGCAUCUGCUCUCGGGAGCUUGGUUGACAUUGUGGGGACUGUCCGUGUCAUUCCCAUGGUGGCCUCUGUGGGCUCUUUCUUGGGCUUGCUCACAGCUGCAUUCCUGGUGAUCUAUCCUGACGUAUCAGAGGAGGCCAAGGAAGAGCAGAAAGUCUUAUCUGUGCAGCCCACUGGUGAUGGUGAUGGCAGAGAUGACCCCUCAAUCCUGAAGCUCUCUCGGAAGGAGGGUCUGCAGGGCCCCGUGGAGAUGGAGUCUAUGGUCUGAGCUUCCACUCACACAUUCCACGUGGGAGGCAGUUGUAGGGUAGGUUUGAGUUAUUAGGCAAAAUUAUCACACUAAUUGCUUUUUUUCACAAUUAAAAAAUCAUUAGAAUUUUUUAAAUUAAGAAUCUCUUUUAAUUUCAACUGUCUUAUUCUACAUGUUUUUACACUGUAAAACAUUUAUAAUAUAGUUAUGUAACUUAGAAAAAAAUGGGAUUUUUGCCUUUCUGAAACUAUAAUGAAAAUGCAAGACCUUCAGACAAGAGCAGUGUAGUUGGUGACUAGAACACCCUUCCCAGGGAUCCCUCUGACACCCACAGGUAUGUGAGUGCCGCUCAGACCUUGUUAUGUUCCCCUGCUGUUGUCACUAUUGGAGAGCAUUAUUUAUGAUUAUUUUAAGCAAAGGGUUUUUUUUUCUACCACUUUGUUUUUCCCUCGGAGAAUCUGAUGCAUUGUGCCCAGUGUCACUGUGCUCAGGAACAGCCACACAUCAAAGCUGGAGAGGCCCCCUGAGGUGGCCACGGACAGACAGACCAAAGGAGAGACACACACCAACCCCUGGAUGGGAUUUGAACUCCCCAAUCCAGUGCUAUUUAUGUCAUCCGUGUGAGCAGGUCCAUGUGCAGACCCCACCCAGCUGUCCAUGCCUGGAGCUCCUCAGCCCAAUCCCCAGGCUCCUCCCUGUACUUUGACUCAUCUACACCUUGGCUGGAGAUGUUACAGAGCUCCAGGUGGGCACUGGCCUACAGCCCUGCUGCCAGGCUACCUUGAGUAGGGGCUGAGGGUGGGCAGCAGCCUCCAAGCAGGACACAUGAGGCAAAGCCUCCUUCGCUGCCAUGGCAGGGUAUGCUCGCUGCAACCUGUCUGAAUCUUGUGACUUUCUCACCUGCUGACCUGCUUAUCACUGGGAUUAGAGGCAACACAGACAACAGCCAAGUAUCUGGAAGCCCAACCAAGCACUGUAUUCUGGUUCCACAGGCAAGCACAACUCAAAGGCUACAGCUGUUUGGAACUUUUUCAAACCAUGGUCUCUUUAUUCAAAACUAAGCAGUUUCUGCUUUUCGUACAUAAAAUAGUCAGUCUAAGCUUUCUGAGGUCAGGAGGAAGAGGCCCUGCACAUCUCACAGACAGAAUCAAAUCUUUCAUAAUUGCUACCUCAAGUCCAUGUUUUUUAAAUAAAGUACUUUAAAAUACA